Molecule: messenger RNA, 3411 nt
Organism: Plasmodium gaboni
Lineage: Eukaryota; Apicomplexa; Aconoidasida; Haemosporida; Plasmodiidae
Product: putative ATP dependent DEAD-box helicase
Exons: 1
Coding region: 1-3411 (1136 amino acids)
Biological process (GO): RNA catabolic process; mitochondrial RNA 3'-end processing
Cellular component (GO): mitochondrial degradosome
Molecular function (GO): hydrolase activity, acting on acid anhydrides; RNA helicase activity
Source: RefSeq, a predicted model, not a curated record
AUGUUUAUAAAAAAAAACGAAUUAUUUCUUUCGAAGCUUUAUAAUUUAUUAAAGAAACAAAAGUUUAAGUUCAGUCAUUAUAUAGAAGGCACGAAUGAUAAUAUUAGAAAGCAAAUAAACGAAGAAUAUGAAAGGAUUCAACGCAAAAUUCCUUUAAAUGAGAAUGAUAUAUUUAAAAUAAGAAAUGUUAUGAUAAGAAUUGGGAAUGAUAAAAGUAUACUUAGUAAUAUUAUACAUACAUAUAAUAUUCCUUCUUUUUUUUUAUUAGAUAAAGAUGUAAGAAAUCACUUCUUGAAUUAUAUUAAAGAUAAUAUAAGUUAUGCCGACCAAUUAAGAAAUGGUGUCCUUAUGAAUAAUGAUGUAGAUGAAAAGAAGGAUGAUAAUUUUUUAAAUGUGCAAGAUAAAAAAUAUAAAAAUGAUAAUAUUAAACAAGAUAAUUCUUGUAACAUAUUAAAUUUGUAUGAUAAUACCAAUCAGAAUUAUUCAUCUACCCCACCUAAUCAAAUAUAUAGUAAUAAUAAUAUUAAUGGUAAUAAUAAUAUUAAUGGUAAUAAUAAUAUUAAUGGUAAUAAUAAUAUUAAUGGUAAUAAUAAUAAUUAUUGUAAUAAUAAUAAUUAUUGUAAUAAUAAUAAUUAUUGUUGUGAUAAACCAAAUGUAGAUAUAAGAAAAGAAAAAUUAAAACGGUCUGAUGAAAUUAUUAUGAAUAUAUUAUUAAUAUUUAUUAAAAAAUAUUAUUAUAAGCAAUGGAUGUUUUAUGAACACAUAAAAAGAUUAUGUGAUUAUAGAGAAAUAAUGUUAUACGUAAUGAAUAAAAAUAAAAAGCAUGUAAGGAAUAUAUAUUUAUAUGUUGGACCACCAAACAGUGGAAAGACUUAUCAUGCAUUUCAAAAAUUGUUGGUAUCUAAAAAUGGAUUAUAUUGUUCUCCUUUAAGAUUAUUAGCAUGGGAGAUAUAUUCUAAAUUGACAGGAAUGAAUAAACAAGUUAAUUUAUUAACAGGUCAGGAAGUAAUAAUCAAAAAUAAUAAUUAUAAUAAAAAUGGUGAUAAUAAAAAUGGUGACAUUAUAAAUGAUCAUCUUAGUGAACAUGAUAAUAAUAAUCUUAGUCAACAUGAUAAUAAUAAUCUUAGUGAACAUGAUGAUAAUCAUGUUAAAGAACAUCAUAAUAAUAAUCUUUGUCAACAUGAUAAUAAUCAUGUUAAAGAACAUCAUAAUAAUCAUGUUAGUCAACAUGAUAAUAAUAAUCUUUGUCAACAUGAUAAUGUCUCACAUACUGUAUGCACCAUCGAGAUGACCCCCUUAAAUAAAAAAUACGAUUGUGCCAUUGUUGACGAAAUACAAAUGAUAAAUAACGAAUUAAGAGGAUACGCAUGGACAAAUGUUCUUAUGAAUUUAAAUUGUAAAGAUAUAUAUCUUUGUGGUAGUGAAUAUAUUAUAGAUUUAAUAAAAAAUUUAGCUGAUAUCUUUAAUGAUCAAUUAAUUAUUAAAAAGUUCGAAAGGUUAGGUUCUUUACAGUUACUAGAAUAUAACACAACAUUAGAAGAUGUUCAAACAGGUGAUUGUAUUAUAACCUUCUCAAGAAAUAAUAUUAUGUUACUAAAAAAAAUUUUAGAAAAAAACAACAAAAGAGUAUUGGUAAUAUAUGGCUCCUUACCACCAGAUUCAAAGAAAAAACAAAUAAAUAUGUUUAAUCAAUAUUGUGAAGAUGAUAUGGAUGAAACACAUGAAAUAAUAACACAAAGAGAACAAAAAAACAAUCAACAUAAUCUACAUUUGUUGUAUGAAAAAAAAAUAGAAGAAUAUAAAAUUAAAAUAAAUAAUUUCAAACAAAGAUUAAAUAAACAUAAUCUUAAAUCUAAUAUGAACAAAUAUUAUGAUUCAAUUUCUUAUUACAAAAAUAUUUUGAGAAAAUAUUUUCAUUGUGUCAAAAAAUAUACAUAUCAUCAAAAAAAAAAAACAAAAAAAAAAAAAAAACAAACAGUUUUAAUAGCUACAGAUGUUAUAGGUAUGGGUUUAAAUAUAAAUAUUAAAAGAAUAAUUUUUUAUUCCUUAAAAAAAUAUGAUGGAGAUAUUUUAAGAUAUUUAACUAUUUCGGAAUUUUUACAAAUAGCUGGAAGGGCAGGUCGUUUUAAUCCUUCAUCUGAAAAUAAAUCUAUAGGAUAUAUUACAUGUAUACACAUAGAAGAUAUAGAAAUAUUGAAAACUAUAUUUAAACAUAAAUAUAUAAAUAGUCUCAAUUAUAUAUCAACUAGUGAUCUACAAGAGGGGCAAAACGAAUUAAAUAAAUCUCAUUCGGAUCGGUUACACAACAUAAAUAAUUUAUUGAAUAUCCAAUAUUCAACAUUAUUAGAUAUAUAUAAUAUGAUAAAAAAGGAAAGAACUAUGAAGGACGAGCAAAUGGAAACAAGUAACGAAAUUAAUGAUAUAUAUAGUGCAGACAAGAAAAAAUUAAAAAUAAUAAAAAAUAUUCAUAAUAAUAAUAAUUAUAUACAUAAAAAUAAUGAUGGUGAUAAUUUUAUUUGCACCAUUAAUAAUAAAAAUAAUUAUAAAGCAAAGGCAGGAUUCUUUCCCCAGUAUUAUAUUGUUGAAGAAUUAAGAAAAACUUUAGAAUAUGAAUACAAUUCAAAAAUAAAACUACAUGAAAUACUUAAAAUAUUAGUUGAUUAUGUAAGAUUAAAUGAUGAAUAUUUUUUUUUAACAAAAAAUUAUAAUAAUAUGAUUAUUAUUACAAAGGAGUUAGAACAUAUUAAUUUACAACCAAAGAUUCUUUUUACAUAUUCCUUAUGUCCAAUAAAUAUAAAUAAUAUUAUUCUUCUUAAUACAUUAAAAACAUUUUGUAUGUGUCAUAGUAUAUUAGGGUAUGUAGAUUUUUUUCAUUGUGUCAAUAAUAAUAUAUUCUCUCAUGUAGAUGGCAACAAAUAUUUCGAUCUAUUAAAUAAUGAAACCAAUAAUAACAAUACAACAAAUCAUAGUAUAUCAUAUAAUAAUAUUCAAAGGGAUGCUAAUAUAAAUACAAAUUUUAUAAAUCAAUAUCAUGCAUAUCUAAAUGAAAAUGUGAUAAGUAAUAUAAAUUAUAUAGAUCAUAAUAAUAAUAAGUAUGAUAUAUCUACGAAUAGUUUUUAUUUUAAUAAAAAAAUAGAUAUAGAUAACAAUAUAAACGUCAACACACUAUGUGAACAUAAUCAAGGGGAAAUAAAAAGUAUGAACAUACAAAAAAAUAAUGAUGAUAAUAUAAUCCAUAUAGAUGAAUAUACUCAAUUAUUAGAAAUGUAUUAUGAAAUGAUGGAUAUGUAUUGUUGGCUAUAUACAAAAUUCCCAGAUGUAUAUAAAAAUAUUAAUUUAGUAACUAACGAAAAAAAAAAAGUCUCUAUGAAAAUUAUUCAUAUGCUAACACACACAUUUAAGGAUAAAUAA